AGGGAGGGAGAGAGAGGCAGAGGGGGAGAGAACUUUACAGCAAACCGAACGCAGUCUGAUUUGAACCAGUACUGUAGAAGUUGAAGUAUUACUACUCAAAUCACUUCCACCUGUAGCGCAGAUUGGGAUAAAGUUAUGCGUAAAAAGGCGCACGGCUCGUGGUGGUGCAGCGUCACCGUCUUGGAUGCGAGGCUCUAAAUCCAAACAGCUGACAGUUGGACGAGUUCCGACCAGAACCUUCUUCUCACUCUCUCACUGUGGAUUAUUUGCGCCAUGAGGAUUUUUCUCUGUGUGUUUUUGUUGUGUUUCUCUGGUUUGUCAGAAUCUGUGAUGGACUUGACCAUGUUCUCUACAGCAGAGGUCACCAACGUCAAUCACUUCAAUAUUUCAUGUCUCCAUGGAGAGCGCAGCCUCCAGCUGGGCAUCGAGAGGGACGGUAAAAUUCUCCAAUUACCCAAACACUCUAAAUUCAAAGUGCACAAAUCCAAGAACAAAGAGGUGGUAGCUAAAGAUUUUGGUGAUCUGGAACACAUUGGUGUCUUCUACUGUAAACCCACACAAGAGGAUUCCCCAAAAGAAAAGGUCACAAUGAUCAACAACUGUGUCACAGCUAAUUUUAUUCCAAGUCACCUCACACUGACUGUUAACAACGGAGAAACUGUUCACCUCAGCAUGGAGCUCCUCAGCUCCCAGAAGAGAGAUGUGACCUGGAAAUACAACGGAAAUUACUACUACAUGACCCACUAUAACGACAUGGUGAAUAACACUGCUUUACUGGCGAUAGAGAACGUAUCCUCUGCCAAUGGAGGCAUCUACAGUGCCUGCUAUGUGGGCGACAGCCCCCUGCAUGGAGCCUGGAUGAGGCUGAUUGUCCGAGCAUGUCCCAGUAAGAAGUGGGGUCCUAUCUGUGAUAAAGCCUGUCCUGAGUGUCUCAAUGGUGGCAUGUGUCAUGAUGCAGAUGGAGACUGUAUCUGUCCUCCAGGUUUUAUGGGAACACGCUGUGAAACAGCCUGCAGAGAAGGAAUGUUUGGUCGAAACUGCCAGGAGUCAUGUGGCUCCACUAUGAACUGCAAGGGCCUGCGUUUCUGCCUACCAGACCCGUACGGAUGUUCCUGUGCCAGCGGAUGGUUUGGCAGCCGUUGUGAGAAGCCCUGUGAUACAGACACGUAUGGACCAGACUGCAGACUGAGCUGCAACUGCCAGAAUGGGGGAGUUUGUAACCGUUUCUUCGGUUGUCAGUGUUCCAUUGGAUGGAGAGGACAUCUCUGUGAGAAGUCUGACUGGGCUCCACAAAUCGUGGGGCUAGACACCAACCAGGAGUGGAACCUCAACUCCAGUCCUAAGAUCCCAUGCUCAGCCACAGGAAACCCACUGCCCGGUCAUGACGGAAUUGAGCUAAAUAAAUUGGACGGCCCUGUGCUCAAGGCGUCUCAGACCAUCACAGACUCCAACAAAAGCACAGCGGUGUUUCAAAUCCCUCGUCUGACCAUUGACCAAGGAGGAAUGUGGGAGUGCAGGGUCUCGACCAGCGGAGGCCAAGACUCCCGCAGGUUCAGCGUCACCAUCAAAGAGCCCCCAGCGCCCACCUCUGCUCCCAAACUGAUGGAGAAGAGGAGUAAGCAGCUGAUAGUGAUGCCGAUGGUGUCCUACCGCGGAGAUGGUCCUAUUACCUCCACUAAGCUCCUGUACAAACCAGUAGACAAUGGAGAUUCCUGGUCUUCCAUCAUUGUCUACAGUGAAAAGGAGCUCAUUACAUUGAUGAACCUGAAGCCUUCGACACGGUAUCGUGUACGUGUCCAGCUGAGUCGAUCUGGAGAGGGAGGAGAGGGCGAACCAGGGCCAGACGCCAUCAUGGAAACAGACUGUCCUGAGCCAACAAUUCAACCUGAAAUUGACAUCAGUUCCGUGGAAGGUCGCAACGUCACAGUGCGAUGGCGUAUGCCGGCCAACAGCGGCAGCUACGCUGUCACUGCCACUGGCUUUUUGGUGCAGCUCUAUGGGCCAACGCAGCAUACUGAGAAACUCCAGGAGGAGACCACCCUGCUUAAUGUGCUCUCCACCAGGUUCCACAACCUGGAGUCGCAGAAGGAAUACACUGUGGUGGUUCGCCUCAUCAACUGCGGCAGCCAGGGGCCCCCGUCAAAGCCGUACCAGUUCCGCACGAGCAGUCAGGGUCCAUCGUCUCCACGAAACGUCCAGGCUCUACCCCUGUCUGUGUCAGCGGUCCAGGUGAGGUGGCUUCCGCCUGAAAACUCCAAUGGAGGGAUCAUCAAAUACAUCGUGGAGUACCAGCCUGUGGGCCAGGGGAGCCCUCACCCGUGGGUGGACACAGAUGAUGGGAACAAGACCACCAAAGACGUGACUGCACUCAACGCCAGCACAGUCUACCAGUUCAGAGUCAGGGCCUUCUCCAAAGUGCCGGGGGAGUGGAGCAAGUUCGUGAGGGCCAUGACCCAAGGAGAUGGCUCUCAGAUUUUAACUCCAACCACUCAGGGCGUGGCUAGUCCGUCCUCAAGAGACAACUACCAGCUGCUGGUGGCAGUGGUGGGUUCGGUGACCGUCACCUGUGUGACCAUCCUCCUGGCACUGCUGACUCUGUUCUUUAUCCGCAAGACGUUGCUCAACCGCCGGCGCACAUUCACCUACCAGUCAGGAUCGGGUGAAGAAACUAUUUUGCAGUUUAACUCAGGAACCCUGACGCUGACGAAGAGGCCCAAGCCCAUGCCAGAGUCCCUCACGUACCCGAUCCUAGAGUGGGAGGACAUCAAGUUCGAGGACGUCAUUGGAGAAGGCAACUUUGGACAGGUGAUUAAAGCCAUGAUCAAAAAGGACGGCAAUAAAAUUAGCGCAGCCAUCAAGAUGCUGAAAGAAUUUGCCUCAGAGAACGAUCACAGAGACUUUGCAGGGGAGCUGGAGGUUCUGUGUAAACUGGGCCAACAUCCCAACAUUAUCAACCUGAUCGGAGCCUGUGAAAACAGAGGAUACCUGUACAUAGCUAUCGAAUACGCUCCCUACGGAAACCUCUUGGACUUUCUACGGAAGAGUCGUGUGUUAGAAACCGACCCUGCCUUCGCCAAAGAGCACGGCACGGCCUCCACCCUCACCUCCCAGCAGCUGCUGCAGUUCGCUGUGGACGUGGCUACAGGGAUGCACUACCUGAGUGACAAACAGUUCAUCCACAGAGAUCUGGCAGCCAGAAAUGUUCUUGUCGGGGACAAUCUCGUGGCAAAGAUUGCAGACUUCGGUCUGUCUCGUGGAGAGGAAGUUUACGUGAAGAAGACAAUGGGGAGACUUCCUGUGCGAUGGAUGGCCAUCGAAUCCCUGAACUACAGCGUGUACACCACCAAGAGUGACGUUUGGUCAUUCGGUGUUCUUCUUUGGGAGAUUGUAAGCCUAGGUGGAACACCUUACUGUGGGAUGACGUGUGCUGAGCUGUAUGAAAAGCUUCCACAGGGCUACAGAAUGGAGAAACCCAAAAACUGUGACGAUGAAGUGUAUGAGCUGAUGAGGCAGUGCUGGAGGGACCGGCCUUAUGAGAGACCACCUUUCUCCCAAAUCUCAGUGCAGCUCAACAGGAUGCAGGAGGCCAGGAAGGCCUAUGUCAACAUGGCUCUCUUUGAAAACUUCACUUACGCUGGAAUCGACGCCACAGCUGAGGAGGCCUGACUACCAGCCCCCCCAGGCCCAAGCAUGUCACGUAGAUCCAAGAGGAAGUCCCGAGGAUGGUCGCCGCGAUACUCCCACGUUCCUGGUGCUCCACGUAGAGACAGGAGAGCCAGGCGUUGUGUCAGAACCACUCAACUAUAGAUGGAGAACUGUGAAAGGACACUGAGUGGAGUGUGGAAAGUUCAAGAGUCAAAGGGAAACAUGGAGUAUCGCUGGAUGGAAAUUGUUGAUCAUUUUGAGAACUAUCAUCUGGAAGAAAGAGAUGGAGUUGUAUCCCUUCAUCUGAGACUACAGUAAAGGAGCUAUGUGACUUGUUGUGACAUCACAGGGUCUGUGGGGUGUAAAUGCAGAGCUUAUUCCUUCUCUCUAAGGUUCUCAACCUGGGAUAGGAACUUCGUUCUAUUAUGAGCCAAAAACUUUCAACAUGUGGAAAACAUACUACAAUGUACUGUAUUGUAAAUCAGUUGCUGUUCAAACCAGGUAAACAUCACAUCAUUAUUACCAAGAUGUUACACUGACACAGUGUAUUGCAAAGAAAUUCUUAUAUGUGCAGGUAUUUUCCCUCUAAAUCCUGGUUCUAUGUUCCCUACCCCAGCUUUAACAGAGUAAAAUCUUUUUGAUAAACGGUAAAAUCCAAAGGCACUGAACUCAUCAUAAACAUUCAGGUUCUAGGGCGUGUAGAAAUGGAGGAGAGACUUUAAAUGUAGCACUUACAACCAGCCUCAAUCUUCAUAGUUGUGCUGUUAUCACUGCCAAUGUAAAUAGUACUGUAAAUAGGAAAACAGUUGACUGUAUUAAUCCAAAUGUAUUGAAGUCUCAUCAUUAAACCAUAGCUUAUUAACUGUAUAGCUCUAACAUAAAAAAACAAUGCUAAUACUGGCAACCAGCUAAUGAUGUGAUACCAACAUUAUAGCUGACGUUUAACACUGUGUAAAAUAUAUGUAUCCAUCACAUAAGAACGUUCAGUAUAUUUUAAUCAUUUUUGAAAUAAAGCUUCUGUGUGAUGAAUGGACUCAUCACCACAAGCA
This is a messenger RNA of Cynoglossus semilaevis (tongue sole), 4694 nucleotides long. It is a transcript of the gene tie1, whose product is annotated as tyrosine kinase with immunoglobulin-like and EGF-like domains 1. Gene Ontology annotation, cellular component: signaling receptor complex; plasma membrane. Gene Ontology annotation, molecular function: protein binding; transmembrane receptor protein tyrosine kinase activity; ATP binding. The transcript is spliced from 24 exons. Gene Ontology annotation, biological process: positive regulation of angiogenesis; cell surface receptor protein tyrosine kinase signaling pathway; protein phosphorylation. The record is from RefSeq and is a predicted model, not a curated record. Lineage: Eukaryota; Metazoa; Chordata; Actinopteri; Pleuronectiformes; Cynoglossidae. Bases 274 to 3666 code for a protein of 1130 amino acids.